UGAUAACCUUCGUCAAUAAGGACGACCAUCUUCACUUCGAGAAGACUUUACGAUUAAUUUACCCAACAACUUUCACGAAGAGUUACGUUUGGUAAUCGCUCUCCGAAGUACAUAACUCAAACAAGAGUGAGCUUUUUUUCCUCGAAAGGUAUUAUUUGCUUGAUUGCAAGUACUACGUAUUCGCUUUUGGACACCUCCUCAAGUCUCCUAACAACUAGCAACCAUGCCAGCUGUUUCCGCUUCCAAGGCUAAGCGACAAGCCGAGAAGGCAGCCAAAGCUGCUGCCAAAGGUGAGAGCACCUCCUCAUCAAAAGGCACAGCUACCACUGCUUCAUCUGUCAAUGGAGCAUCAACUACAGGUACUCCUUUGACCAAUUUGAGUGCUAAUAACUCAGUUGACAACCUCGAUAUCAAAAAGCUCGAUAUCGCAACCGAACGUAAUGCAUCUGGUGUUUUGAUCAGUGACAAACAAUCUCGUGAUAUUCACAUCGAUAACUUCACUAUGAGUUUCCAUGGUCGUUUGCUCGUUGAUGGUGCCUCGAUCGUACUCAACUACGGACAAAGAUAUGGUCUUUUGGGUGAAAAUGGAUCUGGUAAAACAACUUUCCUCGAAGCUAUGGCAAACCGUGAUGUUGAGAUCCCUGAACACGUGGAUAUCCAUCUUGUUCGUGGUGAGGCUGAUCCAUCAGAAGUUAAUGCAAUGGACUACUGUAUCGAAUCCGCCAAGAAAAAGGUUGCACGUUUGGAAAAAGAGAUCGAAGAUAUGUCAACAGCAGACGAUGUUGACGAAAUUGGUUUGGAACUCAAAUACGAAGAGCUAGAAGAUUUGGACCCUUCCACCUUUGAAGCCAAAGCAGGAGCUAUCUUGCACGGUUUGGGUUUCAGCAAAGAAAUGAUGGCCAAACCAACAAAGGACUUGUCUGGUGGUUGGCGUAUGCGUGUCAGUUUGGCUCGUGCUUUGUUCGUCAAACCCCAUUUGCUCUUGCUUGAUGAACCAACCAAUCACUUGGAUUUGGAAGCCGUUGUGUGGUUGGAAGCAUACCUUUCCACAUAUAACCACAUUCUCGUCUUUACCUCUCACUCUGCCGAUUUCAUGGACAGCGUUUGCACAAACAUCAUGGAUUUGACUAUUCACAAGAAGAUGGUCUACUAUGGUGGUAACUACAGCAUUUACGUUCGUACCAAGAGUGAAAACGAAGUCAACCAAAUGAAAGCAUACCACAAACAACAAGAAGAAAUUGCACAUAUCAAAAAAUUCAUUGCUUCAGCUGGUACAUAUGCAAAUUUGGUCAAACAAGCAAAGAGUAAGCAAAAGAUUAUUGACAAGAUGGAGGCAGCAGGUUUGGUCGAGCCAGUCGUUCAUCCCCGAGCAUUACGAUUCAACUUUGAGGAUAUCCGUAAAUUGCCACCUCCAAUUAUUGCCUUCAGCGAAGUUGCAUUCAGUUACAGCGGAGAGCAAAAGGAUUUCUUGUACCAAGGUCUAGACUUUGGUAUUGAUAUGGACAGUCGUGUUGCUAUUGUGGGACAAAACGGUACCGGUAAAUCUACAUUACUCAACUUGAUCACAGGAGCAUUGCAGCCCGUCAAUGGAAGUGUGCAACGUCAUGCAGGUUUGAAAUUGGGUAAAUACAGUCAACACUCUGCUGAUCAGUUACCAUACGAAAAGAGUGCAAUCGAAUACUUGGAAGGCAGAUAUCACGAAAAGUUCCCCAACAAGGAUAUUCAAUUCUGGAGACAACAAUUGGGUCGUUUCGGUCUAAGUGGAGCACAUCAAACAAGUGCUAUCCGUACAUUGUCUGAUGGAUUGAGAAACAGAGUUGUGUUCUCUCAAUUGGCAAUGGAAAACCCACACGUUCUUUUGUUGGACGAACCUACUAACCAUUUGGAUAUGAACUCAAUUGAUGCACUUGCAACUGCAAUUCGUGAAUUCGAAGGAGGAGUUGUGAUUGUUUCUCACGAUUUCCGUUUGAUCUCACAAGUUGCACAAGAAUUAUGGGAAGUGAAGGAUAAGAAGAUUGUUAAUUUGUCCAAGGAAGAUAUUGGUAUUGCAGAUUACAAGAAGAUUUUGAUGAAGAACUCAGCAGAAGCUAUCGAAAGAGCCAAGUUGACCGCCAAGACUGGCAGGUAAAUCAAUCACAUUUGAUGCGUUUAAAAAACUGUCUUUAUAGAUCAAUCAUUUAUCAGAGUAUUCAUACCAAAUCUAAUCAGGUUCUCUCUCUCUCUCUUUCAUUUGCACCUCAAAAGCUGUACAAUCUUUCAUCAGCAUAGCAUCUCAUACUAUAUAAUUUAAUGGAAUGAGAUUUUCGUAUGAACGCAUAGAUGAAGAAAGAGAACCAAAAAGGUUCUCAAAGGUUCACCGGGCAAAAGAUGAGUGUGGG
This is a messenger RNA of Meira miltonrushii, 2378 nucleotides long. RefSeq names its product putative iron inhibited ABC transporter 2. The transcript has a single exon. Bases 224 to 2128 code for a protein of 634 amino acids. NCBI's taxonomy places the organism in Eukaryota, Fungi, Basidiomycota, Exobasidiomycetes, Exobasidiales, Brachybasidiaceae. The record is from RefSeq and is a predicted model, not a curated record. Gene Ontology annotation, molecular function: ATP binding; ATP hydrolysis activity.